AUGUCGCUCACACAAGAACUCGCAUCCUGGGGUCCCCUCCCCCAGCUCGCCGUCUGCUCACCUCCAGUCGCAGAAGCAACAUUCCUGGCUCUCCGCACCGCAUCUGCCACCCACCCAUCCAUCAACUUCCUCGCCAUAUCGCACAGCUCCCAAUCCUCCACCGACAAGUGGAUCGCCGCCCUGGGCGGCACGGGCCCCUCGCUCACCGUGCUCGUGGACAAUGAGCGCCAGAUGUAUGCCAAAUGGGGGCUGGGCGUGAGUUCCUGGGGCCAUGUGUUGAGUCCGGCAGGGUUGAUGGGGAUCUGGAUGCUGGGCAAAGAGAAGGGGAUCUGGAAUCGGCCGACGGAGAGUGGGAGUUGGUGGCAGACGGGGGUGUGCGUGGGCGAUGGAUGA
Penicillium diatomitis is the source of this 393-nucleotide messenger RNA. RefSeq lists its product as uncharacterized. The transcript has a single exon. The record is from RefSeq and is a predicted model, not a curated record. NCBI's taxonomy places the organism in Eukaryota, Fungi, Ascomycota, Eurotiomycetes, Eurotiales, Aspergillaceae. Bases 1 to 393 code for a protein of 130 amino acids.